Melanotaenia boesemani (Boeseman's rainbowfish) is the source of this 2267-nucleotide messenger RNA. It is a transcript of the gene grk1a, whose product is annotated as G protein-coupled receptor kinase 1 a. The transcript is spliced from 7 exons. Gene Ontology annotation, molecular function: rhodopsin kinase activity; ATP binding. Lineage: Eukaryota; Metazoa; Chordata; Actinopteri; Atheriniformes; Melanotaeniidae. Gene Ontology annotation, biological process: regulation of opsin-mediated signaling pathway; visual perception; protein phosphorylation. Bases 174 to 1862 code for a protein of 562 amino acids. Gene Ontology annotation, cellular component: cytoplasm. The record is from RefSeq and is a predicted model, not a curated record.
AAAAUAAUAUAAUCCACUUUCCAGCCACAUAGUUCUUUUUGAGAUUUCCUCAUCUUCGGCCUCUUCUUGAGAUUUCAUCUUCACUUCUGCCUUCCUGUAACAAAUUUUCUCUGUAGCUUUUGCUGGUUCUCACAUUUUUCCGUCUUGCUGCCUCUCUUUUUCAAAGUGUCACCAUGGAUAUUGGUGGCCUGACAACAGUGGUGGCCAACUCUGCCUACAUCUCUGCCCGUGGGAGCUUUGAUGGCACUGCCAACCCUGCAGCCAACCGAGACAAGAAAUACCAUGCUCGCUUGAAGCUGCCACACAUCACAGUGUGUGAAGGCCUGCGAGAGACAUUGGACCUCGGCUUCCAAACAGUUUGUGUGGACCAGCCCAUCGGAAAACGUCUUUUCCAGGAGUUUUUAGACUCCAAUAAUGAGUAUAAGGGCCCUUGUCGUCUGUGGAAGGAUAUUGAGGAAUAUAACUUGGCUGAGGAUGAAGACAGAGUCAAGAAAGCAAGCAAGAUCUUGUCUCGGUACAUGGAGCCUGACGCUAAGCACUACUGUCCCUUUUUGCCAGAAAAUGGCAUCACAAAGGUCAAAGAGAAACACCAAGAGGCGGGGGAUGAUCUUUUCAAUGAAACUCUGGACAGCGUGAUGGACUUUCUAAAGGAAGUACCCUACACUUUCUUCCUGGAGAGCAUGUAUCUGAAGAGGUUCCUGCAGUGGAAGUGGCUGGAAAUGCAACCUGUAGCUGAGGAUUGGUUUUUAGAUUUCCGUGUAUUGGGUAAGGGGGGGUUUGGUGAAGUGUCUGCCUGUCAGAUGAGAGCUACGGGAAAACUGUAUGCCUGUAAAAAGCUAAACAAGAAGCGGCUGAAGAAGAGAAAAGGACAUGAGGGGGCGAUGGUAGAAAAAAGGAUCCUGGCUCGGGUCCACAGCAGGUUCAUUGUCUCUUUGGCUUACGCCUUUCAGACCAAAACCGAGUUGUGUCUGGUCAUGACCAUCAUGAAUGGAGGAGACCUAAGGUAUCACAUUUACAAUGUGGAUGAGAACAACCCAGGUUUUGAUGAGCCACGGGCCUGUUACUAUGCUGCACAGAUCAUCCAGGGCUUGGAGCACCUCCAUCAGAAGAGGAUCAUCUAUAGAGACCUCAAACCAGAGAACGUACUGUUGGACAAUGAAGGUAAUGUACGUAUCUCUGACCUUGGUCUGGCUGUGGAGCUGGCAGACGAUCAGUUCAAAAUCAAGGGCUAUGCCGGUACUCCAGGUUUCAUGGCUCCAGAGCUCCUGAAAGGAGAGGAGUAUGACUACUCUGUGGAUUAUUUCACUCUGGGGGUCACUCUCUACGAGUUUCUGGCUGCCAAGGGGCCAUUUAGGACCAGAGGAGAGAAGGUGGAGAACAAGGUGGUGAAGCAGCGGAUACUGAACGAUCCUGUAACUUAUCCAGAGACGUUCAGUGAGCAUGCCAAGUCCAUCUGUGAGGGUCUGCUGUGCAAAGAGGUCGACAAGAGGCUUGGUUUCAAGGAUGGGUCAUGUGACGAGCUGAGAGCACACCCUUUCUUCAGCCAGCUCAACUGGAGGAAACUGGAUGCAGGGAUUCUGACACCCCCUUUUGUGCCAGACUCCAAGACAGUGUAUGCCAAGGACCUGGAUCAUGUUGGGGCCUUCUCCACAGUCAAAGGCGUGCAGCUGGAAGCCACAGACAAUGAUUUUUUUGACGAGUUCGCCUCAGGGAACAUCUCCAUCCCCUGGCAAGAAGAGAUGAUUGAGACUGGGAUCUACGGAGAGCUCACAAUCUGGGGCCCAGGUGGAGCUUUGCCUAACGACCUGCGGCGUGAAUCCAUCUUGGAGCAGCCAAAGUCAUCCACAUGCACGCUGUCAUGAGAGUUUACAAUGUAAUGCUAUUAAAAGAUGAUUUUACAUGAACUGUUUUAUGUUGAGCACUUUCCAUGCAAGUGGUUGGUGGUGGACUGAAGGGGGAAUGAAUGUCGGCAAUGAUUUGUUUUCUCUAAAUUUACAAGCAGUGCAGCUCCAAAACAUAAUACAAUAUUUAUUGAGGUAUUGCAAUAUUUGCGUACAUCUUUGCUGGAUUGCUAGGCCAAAGCUUCAUAGUUUAAUUCUUUAUUUAAAGAAAAUCUAACAAUCUCUUUUAUUAUGUAAUUAUCUGUUUCUUACAAUAAUACUACUAAGAGUUUUACAUGAGUGAAUGAGUCAUUUUUUGUCUCUGUAUGAAUGAACAGCAAAAAAAACAACAAAAAAAACAUUUACUUUUCUUAUAUUUCACUAUAU